This is a messenger RNA of Astyanax mexicanus (Mexican tetra), 10019 nucleotides long. Its product is annotated as metal transporter CNNM4. The record is from RefSeq and is a predicted model, not a curated record. Gene Ontology annotation, molecular function: magnesium ion transmembrane transporter activity; sodium ion transmembrane transporter activity. NCBI's taxonomy places the organism in Eukaryota, Metazoa, Chordata, Actinopteri, Characiformes, Acestrorhamphidae. The coding region runs from base 16 to 2763 and encodes 915 amino acids. Gene Ontology annotation, cellular component: plasma membrane. The transcript is spliced from 8 exons. Gene Ontology annotation, biological process: magnesium ion transport; magnesium ion homeostasis.
GAGAGCGAAACAAACAUGGCGGCGGAGUGGAGCGGGCAGGGGUGCACUCUAACUUUAGUGUUUUUCCUCUGGAGCUCCGGGAGCGGCGGCCGCACCGAGCCGGUUACCGUCAGCGGCGGCAGCCAGAUCCUCGGCAUGCGGCUGGAGAGGAGCGACAAGCCCGCCACCACCACGAAGGACGGGGUGAUCCAGGUGACGGAGGAGAGCAGCGUCCUGCUCCGGUUCUACGGGCUGCAGCUGAGCGCCGAGUCCGCGGGGAACAUCAGGUUCACGGAGCACGGGGGCGGCGGGGACACGGGGGACGGCGGCGGUGGCGGCGGUGGCGGCAGCGACGGGGACACAGGGGACACGCGGCCGCCUGACGUUAAUAACAACAGUAGCAGCAGUAAUAGCAUUAGGACUUGUGGAGACUUCACUAAAGACAUCACCGUGGGAAACUACAUGAACGUGAGCGGCCGCGGGAGCUCCGGGGUGGUGAGCGUGAGCAUCAAACCCCUCCGUAAGACGGAGCGGAUGCGCGAGUACAGCCUGUGCGUGAGGGGUCCAGAGGAGCAGUGGUACCUGCUGUCAGAGAACCACGGGCGGCUGAGGGUGGUGGAGGAGAAGGCCUCCCUGCUGCCCCUGUGGGUCCAGAUCAUCCUGGUCAUCUGCCUGCUGGUUCUGUCCGGUAUGUUCAGUGGACUCAACCUGGGUCUGAUGGCUCUGGACCCCAUGGAGCUCAGGAUAGUCCAGAGCUGCGGAACCGACAAGGAGAAGCGGUACGCCCGCAAGAUCGAACCCAUCCGCAGGAAGGGCAACUACCUGCUCUGCUCCCUGCUGCUCGGCAACGUGCUGGUCAACACCUCCCUCACCAUCUUCCUGGACGACCUGAUCGGCUCCGGCUUGGGCGCCGUGGUGGCGUCCACCGUUGGCAUCGUGAUCUUUGGCGAAAUCGUGCCGCAAGCCCUCUGCUCUCGCCACGGCUUGGCGGUGGGUGCCAACACCAUCAUGCUCACCAAGUUCUUCAUGCUCCUCACCUUCCCCCUGUCCUUCCCCGUCAGCAAGCUGCUGGACUGCGUCCUCGGCCAGGAGAUCGGCACUGUCUACAACAGGGAGAAGCUGGUGGAGAUGCUGAAGGUCACCGAGCCCUACAACGACCUGGUGAAGGAGGAGCUCAACAUGAUCCAGGGGGCCUUGGAACUGCGGACCAAGACAGUGGAGGACGUGAUGACCUCUCUCAACAACUGCUUCAUGAUCCGCUCCGACGCCGUGCUGGACUUCAACACCAUGUCCGAGAUCAUGGAGAGCGGCUACACCCGCAUUCCCGUCUACGAAGACGAGAGGUCCAAUAUAGUGGACAUCCUCUACGUCAAGGACCUGGCCUUCGUUGACCCGGACGACUCCACCACGCUCAAAACCGUCACCAAGUUCUACAACCACCCCGUCCACUUCGUCUUCCACGACACCAAGCUGGACGCCAUGCUGGAGGAGUUCAAGAAAGGUAAAUCUCACCUGGCUAUAGUGCAGAGGGUGAAUAAUGAGGGGGAGGGCGACCCGUUCUACGAGGUUCUGGGAUUGGUUACUUUGGAGGACGUUAUAGAGGAGAUCAUAAAGUCUGAGAUCCUGGACGAGUCUGAUCUCUACACUGAUAAUCGUAACAGGAAGAAGGUCGACCCGAACAAGAAUAAGAGGGAUUUCUCCGCCUUUAAACAGGAGAGCGAGUCUAAAGUGAAGAUCUCUCCUCAGCUGCUCCUGGCUGCUCACCGCUUCCUCGCUACAGAGGUGAGUCUGUUCAGUCCGCUGCAGAUCUCAGACAAGGUUCUGCUGCGGAUCCUCAAACACCCGGACGUCAUCCAGGAGAUCAAAUUCAACGAGAACGACAAGCGCGCCCAGCAGCACUACCUGUACCAGCGCGGCAAAGCCGUCGACUACUUCAUCCUGUUAUUACAGGGUCGGGUGGAGGUGGAGGCGGGUAAUGAGAAUAUGAAGUUUGAGACGGGUCCGUUCUCUUAUUAUGGAGUGAUGGCUUUUACCGCUCCGUCUCUGGCUGUCACGCCCCCUCUCUCCCCCUCCGUGGUGUCGCCCCGGCCGCGGCGCCUUUCUCUUAAGAGGUUUUCUCUGUUCUCUCGCUUCCCAGAGUUCCGCUCUCCGUCUCACCUGAGUGGUCUGAACCGCUCGGCGUCUCUGAGCUGUACGGAGAGGGUGGACACGCUGUCGGUCAGCGGCAGCACCUCGCAGCUCAACAGCGCCACCACCCUGCAGUACGUUCCUGACUUUAACGUGCGCGCCCUCACCGACCUGCAGUUCGUCAAGGUCACUCGUUCUCAGUAUCAGAACGGUCUCCUGGCCUCCAAGUUGGACAGCACCCCCCAAUCCCCCGAGAGCAACCACACCCGGCUUGACCCGGCGGCUCUGCCUCCACCCACACCCCCCACAAACUCCAUCACCCGCCCCCCGGCACCCGCACCAUCCAAAGAGGGUCCGGACGAGACCACCUCGCUGCUCAACGACAAGAACAGCCUGUCCAGCCUGCGGUCCAACCACCCCCACCCCCACCAGCACCCCCACCCCCACCAGCACCCACACAGCCACCCUCAGCCCUACGCCAACACCAACUCCAACUCUAACCCCAACCCCAACAACUCCAGCCCCCACCUUCCACCCCACACUCACCACAGUCACCCCCACCUGCACAGUUACCCCGGCUCCAACCCCCACACACACUCCCACACCCCCAUACACACCAUCUCACACACUCACGCACACACCGAGAGCACCAUCUGACCCCGUCAUUCAGGAGCUGGUCCCUAACCAAUCUCCCGAGAGGACCACCACCAUACACACACAAGUACCUACACACACACAUACUUACACAAACACACACACAAUCACACAUGUACCUACACACACUUAUCAAGCAUAUAACAUUAUUCAUUUUUCAUCCCCACUGAUCAUAUAGUUUACUCUGUAGUUAUACUAUAAUUCCAGCCUGUAGUUCUGUGUCUAAAAAAAUCAAUAUUUGGUGGAAUAAUCCUGGUUUUUAAUCACAGUUUUUUUCAUGCAUCUUGGCAUCAUGUUCUCCUCCACCAGUCUUACACACUGCUUUUGGAUAACUUUAUGCUGCUUUACUCCUGGUGUAAAAAAUCAAGCAGUUCAGUUUGGUGGUUUGAUGGUUUGUGAUCAUCCAUCUUCCUCUUGAUUAAAUUCCAGAGAUUUUUAAUUUGGUAAAAUCAAAGAAACUCAUGAUUUUUUAGGGCUCAGAGCUGUAUAACAAUAACAGAUAAUGGGUUUAAACACAAAACCGAAAGUGGUCAUAAUGUUAUGCUUGAUCAGUGUAUAUACUUACACAGACACACACACUCACACACACACACACGUACAAUCAUGGGUACACUGAUGCAGACAGUUCUGUACAUGCACGUCCGUAAUCGCUCCAGGCUGUAUGCAAUCAAACACACCACCAGCACAUCCUCAUCCUGCAGGCAUGCCAUCUGCACCUCCCCCUGCACCCACUAGGUGGCACUUUACUGGAGUCUGGACUGGAGACGUCCACAGCUGCACACUCGCUGUGUGUGUGUGUGUGUGUGUGUGUGGGUGUGUGUGUGUGUGGGUGUGUGUGUGUGUCAUGCAAUAAGCUGAUAAUGUGAAUUCCUAACAGGCCGUUUCUGAUUUAAGGCGUUUUCACACCAACUACAUAAAAAUAGAAUAUUUAAGAUGGAAAAAAAACAUUGACACCUUCCCAUUGAAUUCUCUACUGUAUAAAUAGAGUUAAUAGUUUCCGUGUUUUGCCGUGUUUUAUCGUUUCAUUUCUUUGGAUGUUCGCUUUCUGAGAUGGGAAUUUACUUUGCAACCAAGUCGUCUGUGUUCCAUUUAAACAUUCCGAUAAUUUUACAAAACAGUAAAGAGUAAGAAUAAGGCUCAGUCCCAUUACCGUACUCUAUUCUACACUAACCCUUGUUUUUAAAUUAAGAGUCAAAUAGAAAGGGGUGAAAUCCUGUGAUUGGUCCACCGGGCCUCGUGUUCCCGCCCACAUAUUCCUGCCUUUGCGGUUUACACUGCAGAGUGAUGCAGAGCCACUGAUACACGCACGCAGAAGUAUAAAUGUGCUCCGCUACGUAGAGUAGAGCCAAGGGGUGAAAUGGGAUUGAGCCUCAGUAUUUUAUUUUAAAUCAAACCAAAUAUGUCCCACUUUUUAUUUUAUGUGCUAGAUUAGCGCUGUCAGCUAUACCAGUUACUUCACCGCUGCUGGUGUCUUGGAUUCAGAGCUCUUAUGAAUUUCCCAGUAGGAAAUAGAGUAGAAAAAUCCUGUGAAAACAUUGCUGUUAAAAUAUCUUAGUUCGACCAAGGAAAUUCUACAUUUAGUGUUUAGUUUUUUCUGUAUCCAUGACAACAGAGCUCUGAUUGGUUAGUUUGAUUGAUAAAAAUAAAUACACAGCUGCACAGACCAUCAGUUUUAUGUAUAUUCAUGUAUAAAACUCAAACAAAACAUAUUUUUUAAGUUUUUGUCGAUAAAUAAGAUCAGUACUUGGUGUGAAAGGGCUUGAGUCGGUCAGCAGGACCUCUAGCUCCACUGUCUCCCCGUCCCCGUCCUCACUGCAUGGUGAACUCGUAUACACGUCCCUGUCCCUGAGAUUUUGUGUUUCUGUAGCAUGCAAAAGCCAAAAAUGCCUUGGUCAGAUUUCUCGGGCAUUUUUGAACGGCGACGUGAUAAUGUUUCAUAGUAUAAAAAUAAUAAUAAGAGAUAAGAAACUGCACUUUUAUAACCUCCAAUCCCAGACUUCAUGUAUACGGUUGGUUGUUUUUUGUUGUUUUUGGUAUUUUUAAGGGUUUUUUUGGACGUACACUAUAUGUUUAAAAGUUUGUGGACACCCCACUGUAGGAGAGAAGUACUGCCAAUAGAAUAGGACUCUGUGGAGAAGCUUCCCAAACACAAAGAUAUUGACUCCAUGUCUAAUAGUGUCAGGUGUGAGUUAUAAAGGGUUAUAAACCCCUCAACAGUACUGAUCAUAUAUUUCACUUGCUGUCUGUAUUUAAAACACCAGUUAGCUCAUAUGUAUAUAUCCACUUAUGCAAGACCAGCUACCUAUUUCUAUGAAUAGCGAGAGACCAAAAUACUCUAAACUAACCACAUUGAGGGAAGUGCUAAGGGUCACUAAGAGUCGAAUUACUAUUUUAGUAAUAUGUUAUAAAUUACUGAUAAAACUGGAUCAAAUUUGACUUUUUUGCCCCAAAAAACGUAGUGAUUUUUGCACUUGUUCCUGCUGCUGCACUUACGCAGAUCUCCACAUUGAUGGACAUGUUCCAAUCUAAUCCGCCAUUCUUUGUGCUGAUUGGCUGUUUUUAUUGAUGGGCGAGACUUCUUCCAUAAAUCUAGUCUUCUCUAGACAGGUGUCCCAUCACUUUUGGCCGUAUAGUGUACGCAGUGAGGGCGCUGGGAACAUGGUGCCCCAUUGGGCACAAUCAAUAUUUGUUAUAUAGAAAGAGAUUGAGAGAGUUUUUAUGUGAUUCGUCUUUUUCGUAGAGUUUAUCGUAGUUAUACCGAUAUCGUAGCGUGUAUAUAUAUAUAUUUAUAUAUAAAUAUAUUGCGCGGUAUAUUGGUGCAUUGGCUGGAGUUCGGACGCAGCUGUAAUACGAGCCGAGGCUCUUGGGUUUAUCGCGCUACAGUUCGGGAUCUGUAUGUUAGCGGUACCUGAUAAAAUGAGGGACAUUCUCUUCGACGAUGUUGUUGUUGUUGUUUUAUUAUUAUGCAAAUAGCUUUAAGAACAGGAAGUGGUUUGACGUAGUUUAAAUAAUAGACGGUACUUUUAGAGAUUUUUAUUAUUCAGAAUAUUCACAAUAUUCAGUGACUUUCAGCCUUCGAGCAGAGGAGAUCCAACCCCAGAACAUAGACACUAGGUAGAUCAUAUACUAUAUAAAAAUAUAAAUAUAUAUGCAAUAGAAAUAAAUUAUAUAAAUAUAUAAAUAUUUAUCCAUAUUUAUUUUUUAUUGUUGCCUAAAUUAAAUUCAGUUCAGAUGCAUAUGUAUGUAUGUUUGGUAUGUUUGGUAUGUUUUUUGUUUUUGUUUUUGUUUUUUGUUUAUUUAAGGCCUCCUCCACACGUAUCCACACGGAUUUAAAAAAAAUUAAUGUUAAAAAAUUUUAAAGCUUUUGUCUGUGUUUUGGCCUCUAGUUCACACAAAAAUAGCUAAUUUAUUGGCUUUUUAAAACCGAUGCAUUUUUAAACACUUUUAAACACUGUUUUCAUGAAGUUGCUUUAUUAAAAGAGCUAACAUCACAAAACAUACACAUUUAUUAUGGCUGAAUCCCAAAAAUCUCCUCACUCCCUAUAUAGUGAACUAAAUAAGUAAUAAAACUACAGUGUCUACACACAGAAAUACACUAGAUUCCAGAUUUACAUAUAUUAAUAAAUGAAAAUACUGUUUUAGAACACUUAGAAUCUGUAACUACCUGAUUUGCUAUUACUAUUAGCGCCCCCUCAAGGCCUGGCAUGCUAAUGCAAUCGCUUUUCUUUCAUUGGAGCAAAAUCAUUUUAAAAGAUAUUCGGAUACGUGUGGACACGGCCUCGUCAGAUAUAAGAGGCUACGAUUGGCCGAAAUUGGUCCAGUAAGAGAUGUGGUAACCAGCCACAGUCCUUUCCAGCAUAUAACUGCAUCAGUAGCACAUCUGUAAUCAUAGUUUUACCAUGUUAUUGUCAGUUAUAAAGACGUUUGUGAGAUUUUUGGUCAUUAUUAGUGAAAUGGGACGAUUAGAGUCGAUUUAUUCUUCUGCGUGGAGUCAACUCAGAGUUUACGACAUCGCCCGCGCAAGUAGCUUUACGCUGUUUUAAGUGUUUAGGUGUGUUGGACCAAUCACAGUGGCUGUGUCUUGAUUUGAUGCAGAAGAAUAACUUGGCGUUCAGAACUAAGAAAACAUUCCAGACCUGUGAUCCAGCCGUAGCUUUACUGGUGCCGAGACAGAAUCCACUGUGAACUGAAUUCAGCCUGUAGCGUUCUUCCCCAACACCAGAUCAGAAGCUGGAGAUGCUCAUCAAUUACAGUAAAGCUUCAAUUUCCCUUUUUAUUGCACUAGAACACAGUAGUGUGUGUGUGUGUGUGUGUGUAGCUUUAGCUUAGUUAAACACCAUGACCCCAUUAGUUUCUCUUUCGUUCCCACAGCAGACGGUGCUUCUCCUCCACUGCAUGAUACUAUAACACUGCAUGACCCGACUCAACUCAAUUCAGCUUCUUUACUUUCCGUUCGGAUGCUUUUACACUUUAUUUAUUCCUUUUAGACUUUUUUUUUACUCUGGUCCAAACCAAAGUAGCAGGUGUGAAAGGUUCCGUAAACCAAAGAACCAACAAAAGAACCUAUAUUUCAUGUGAACAAAGUAGAGUGAAAUAAGGGUUGAGUUCAGUCAAACUAGUGUGGAAUCAGAGUCAGUCUGUGUUAAAUUCGAGUCGCGAAAAGUCAAAUAAUAGUACAAUUUAAUCAAACUAAAUUUGAGUCGACUCAAAUAAAAGUCAAAUAUAAGUCAAGUUAAAUCAAACAAAAGUCAAGUUUAAGUCUAAUAAAGUCAAAAAUUAGUUGAGUUAAAUAAAAUAAGUCAAAUUGGAGUUUAGUUGAAUCACAUAGGAAUCGAGGUCAAUCAAACAAAAGUCAAGUUUGAGUCUAGUAAAGUGAAAUCAAAUUAGAGUUGAGUUAAUUUAAAUUAAAAAAGUCAAAUUGAAUCAAAUAAAAGUGAAAUAAGAGUAGAGUUGAAUAGUUGAGUACAGUGCAAUAAGAGUGAAAUAAGACUCUAAGUUAGAGUUAAGUUGAGUAGUGUAGGUAUCAUGCAGUGGCAAAGCACCUUUAUCCUGUUAAUCAAAUCAAUAUUCAGUAUUGAUUAUUUAGGAUCGUCUACAUGCUGUAGUUCUGAGUAAUAAUAAUAAAUUCCCCAGUUUAUACUCUGUACGCUAGUUUUCUCCAGCGAUGUGUGCGAGUUAAACACCAUGAUCAGCUAAGAAUCGCUCUAAUGAACAGUGAGCGACGUUUUAUUUUAUGUUGACCAUUUUCCGUUUGUUUGUGUUGUUGGUCAGUGUAACGGUGGACAGCAGUCCAGUCUUUAUAUAGUUUAUAUACCAGUUAUUUAUAAAUAUUAUGUUGCCUUUAUGAGAGGUUUAAAAGAGAAGCAAUAGUUACGAUAGUUAUUAUUAUUAUUAUUAUUAUUAUUAUUAUUAUUAUUAUUAUUAUUAUUAUUAUUAUUAUUACAGGGGUUAAUUAACAAUGUUGUACAAGGAAAGGACCGGGUUCAGAUGUUACCUCAGUUGAGUUUGCAUGUGUUCAAGAAUUUACUUUCAGGUUUGAACCAGUCAAAAGUUUGGGCACACCUCCCCUUCUCAUUCAAUGUUUAUUUUCUGUAUUGUAGAUUAAUACUGAAGACAUAAUAACAAUGAAUUAUGUAGUAAACAGUAAACAAACAGAUUAUAACAAACCAUCCUCCUAGCAACACCUUAGCAACCAAAGCUAUACAAUAGCAACACUUUAGCUACCACUUAGUAGUAAUGCCUUACCAACUGACUGCCAAGCAACAACACAGUAAUCAACACUUAUACCAUAGCAACACCUUAGCAAACACCAAGCAACCAACAUCAACACUACAGCAACAGUUUAGCAAUCAUUGCCAGAGAAACACCUCAGCAACCCCGUAGCAAAAAAAUAUCAAUACAAUAUACUAUAGCAAUAUCUUAGCAACCACCUAGCAACAAUUUAGCAACCAAUACCAUAGCAAAACCUUAGCAAAUUCAUAUAAAAAUAUGAAGGUGCUUUCCGUACUCUUUUUAUUUCAUAAUUAACAGGUUUGAUCAUUUAUAGUUAGUUCCGAUGUUUUUAAUAUUAAUCUAUGAUGUGGAAAAUAAAAAAAUCAUAAUAAAGAAAAGUCAUUGUUGAUUGGUGGGGUUGUGAAGGGGGUGUGUCCAGAUUUUGAGUGAUGGGUGGGAAGGGGGGGUUUGUGACCAUGCAUUUCUGCUCAAACUCAAGACGACCAAAGUUACCGCGCCUCGUAUCAGAUAGUUCAGAAACACUUCGGCCAAAGCCUUUUGCACUUUGAUCUGUAUCUCCUCCGUCCUGCGCCGUGACGACGGAGGCUCCGCCCCCUGGCUGGGUUUACGUGGAGGAGGGAGGGGCUCCCGUGGCUCAGAACUAAUGAAAUUCCUUCGGGCUCGGGGUCCAGUCUGCUAAUCUGCUCUAAUUCGCACUGCCGCUGUUCCAGAGCCAGGGUUUCACUCCCACACUCACCAGAGAGUUAAGAGUUGAGACUUAAAUUGAGUUGAGUUAAGAGUUGAGUUGAGAGUUGAGUUAAGAGUUGAGUUGUAACUCGGAGCAGGACGGUUCUCGGUUUGAUGAUUAGUGAACAGUGGAGGUUAACGAUUAUGAAUGUGGGAGAAUUUUCCUCUGUGCGUAAUUGAUUUACUCGUUGUUUGUGCUCACGCUCGUUUGCGUGUCGUACAUUAGCUCGUAGAAAAGCUCGUAGAAAAGCUAAGGGCUUGUCGUCCACCAAACAGCACAUAUAGUACAGCCCUCCUGGCCACUGAGGAACCACACUAUUGCUAAGGAACACACUUGUCUUCCAUGCACUUGCUAAAAAAUGAAUUUACCACAGCAACCCUUUACGUUUUUUUUUUUUCUUUGACAAAAUAAAGAUAUUUCAGUUAUAGUUUUAUGGACAAUGCUAAUGAUGAUUUAUUCAUCUGGAUACUCUUUUUUUUUUUUUCUUCUUCUUUUUUUUUUCUCCCUGAAACAUGUACGUUUUAUUUUUUCUGAGGGUUAGAUUUGAAGUGGCUUUCUUCUUCUUUAAUUUUUUUUUUAUCUAUGUCUAUUACAGAGUUCGAUUAUUUGAUUUAUUAAUAUAUGAUCUGUGUUUCUCUGUUAAGGGAAGAAGAGUGUAACGAGCAAAUGUACUGUACCUCCAGGUAUCUUCGGUUGUUCUAUUUAAAGCAAUGUGUACAUAGUGUUUUAUAAUAAAUACUGGAGGAGUUCUGAUGAAAUAUGACAAUAAAUCUGAGAGAUCUAUUUCUCUAUAAAAAAA